Molecule: messenger RNA, 2170 nt
Organism: Sander lucioperca (pikeperch)
Lineage: Eukaryota; Metazoa; Chordata; Actinopteri; Perciformes; Percidae
Gene: lhfpl3
Product: LHFPL tetraspan subfamily member 3
Exons: 4
Coding region: 522-1211 (229 amino acids)
Biological process (GO): sensory perception of sound
Cellular component (GO): plasma membrane
Source: RefSeq, a predicted model, not a curated record
CUCCUACUCUAAUUCAUUAGGAUCUCAGCUGCGGUUGUUGGUUCGUCGGCGUCGAGCACAGACGGACCAUUUCAGCGAGCUCUCACACACAGAAUCACAGAGCUGAACCUGUUUUGUCGGAAUAGCAGCUCUCUGGCUUUGGACACAACUCAGGUAGCGACAUUUUUAAAUAAACAUGAGGAUAAAUCACCGGGCUUCUGAAUGGAGGAUUGAUUCCUGAAGCUUGUUUUUCCGGAGCUCACGUUUCGUUUUUGCGAAAGUGAUGAAUGACAAUGAGAGGAAAAUACCAGAAGAUAACCAAAUCCGACCUCGUCAUGGAUACGAGAUUGCAGUGAUGCUGUGGGAACAGCUGUGACUCAAUUAAGUCAGAAAAGAUCAAAUCCGAAAACAGCGACAAGUUCCUCAGAACACUGGGAUUCUGCCUUUUACUGAUCAGAUGCGGCAGAUGUUAGUUUGCUGAGAGCAGGUUCAUAGAUCCUGAGUAGCCUACCGAGCAGACCUCCCUUCACACAGAGCGGAGGAUGAUCCCCGGGGCCCCCAGCACGACCACCACCAUGCUCCCCGCCGCCGAGGCUGCCAAAAUCUACCAGACCAACUACGUGCGCAACUCCCGCGCCAUCGGCACCCUAUGGGCCAUCUUCACCAUCCUCUUCGCCAUCGUCAACGUGGUGUGCUUCAUCCAGCCGUACUGGAUCGGAGACGGCAUGGACACCCCGCAGGCGGGCUACUUUGGUCUGUUCCACUACUGCAUCGGGAACGGGCUGUCCCGGGACUUGACCUGUCAGGGUAGCUUCACCGAGUUCAGCACCAUCCCCUCCGGUGCGUUCAAGGCCGCCUCCUUCUUCAUCGGCAUGUCCAUGGUGCUGGUCCUCACCUGCAUCGGCUGCUUCGCUCUCUUCUUCUUCUGCAGCACUGGCACCGUGUAUAAGAUCUGCGGCUGGAUGCAGCUCGCUGCAGGUACAUGUCUGAUUCUGGGCUGCAUGAUCUACCCGGACGGCUGGGACAGCGACGAGGUGAAGCGGAUGUGUGGCGAGCAGACGGACAAGUACACGCUGGGGGCCUGCUCGGUGCGCUGGGCCUACAUCCUGGCCAUCAUGGGCAUCUUGGAUGCUCUUAUUCUCUCCUUUCUGGCCUUUGUCCUGGGGAACCGUCAAGACAGUCUGAUGUCUGAGGAGCUGCUGGGAGACAAGAGCGGCAAUAAUACCAUAUAAUAUCUGGUCUUGCUGCCUAGGCUUGAUGUUACUUCAGGAUCCAGCUUCCCUCUCCUGGUCCAGCCUGUGGCUGAGAUGCAGAGCUGAUAUGUGGGGAAAGAACAGAUCAAAGAAGAGGAGGUCUGGAAGAGGUCAUACAACCUUGGUGGGAACCAGGAUGCCACCUGUCCUCUCUGAAAGCUCCCCCCUGUAAAAUAGCCUUUUCAUUCAACUCAAACUGCUUAAUCUCACAGGAUGAAUUCUCAAAAAGACUAAAAGUUUACCUGUGUUUGUAUGUCACUGCAUCAUCUUUUCUAGAGCUGAAAUGAUUGUCCAUGUGGAUAUGAGGAAGGCUGCCGGUGCGCAAGUUAAGCUGAAUUUUAUUUAUUUAAAGACUCUUCAUGCGGUAGUAUAGCUCCAGGACACACACCACUGAGCGAAGGCUGCUCAAAUCAAAUUAAAUCAAAACAACUUUUCCAGACUUCGACUGACAAUAAGAAGUGAUAAGAAGAACUGAAAUAAGACUUGAGGUCAAAGCUAUCAGAUCUAAUUUCUUAUCGAGUCAACAAACGCUCUGCAAUGGACAGUUUGACCUUUGAUUUAAAGAAGAGCAAAGUGAGGACUGAAGAAAAUGAUGAAUGAGGCUGGACAAAAGAAGAGCGAGAGCAGUAUUGUUUUGUUAUAUUUACAUGUUUGAUGUUAUAGAAUCAAAGGUAGUAAUUAGAGGUUUUGCUGGUGACAACUUUGCAAAAAAAAAUGCUAAAAAGGAGAAAACAUCAAUUGUAUCAAGUAUAUAAUCUGUGUAUAGCUAUAUGUUUAUUAUGUCCCUGUAUUUUGUCUUGACUUUGAAAUGUACACUUUGAAAUGUCAAGCUAUUGGUCCAUUAUUAGUGUAUACCAUACAAUAUCUUGUAAUCUGACAGUAUUGUGGAGUACUAAAGGGAGUAAGAAAAGUUAAACUGAACAUUAAUUGAAGCUGGA